GUCAAGGUGUAGUUCGUUCGUCUCUUUCCUCUGUCUUUCGCCGCGUAAAACAGUUUCCCUUUUUUUUCGUCUCUCUCGAACUGAAAACCGUUCCCGAAUCGAAGAUCUAUAUCCUACGUUCGUUUGAUCUCUCAGAAUGAAUCAUAAGGCGCCAAGGAGACACUCAAACAGGAGGGACUUUGGAGUGGAAAGACAAGAAGGUUUUGCAGCGGAUAUAGUUCCGAGAAGACACUAUGCUCCUUACGAGAAUCAUAGAAUGAACAGAGGUCCCUCUAAGUGGUCAAGGAAUCUGGUUUGGACGGCAUCUGAUGGCAACAGGCCAAGUAAGAACGAUAACACCCAUGGGUCAUCGAAACCAGCAGUCUUAGGCACAGGGUCUAGUGUGUCAAACCAGCUGAGAAAGAAUGGUGGGUAUGUGCAAAGAAGCUCGUCUGUUUCGAACAACAGAGGUUGGGGGUCGAGAGACAAUGGCAGUCCCAAUCCUAGGGAUUGUAUAUGUAAGUUUUGGAAAGCUGGAAACUGCAAGAGGGGUGAUCAAUGCCAGUUUUUGCACUCUUGGUGUUGCUUCCCUGGAAUGGCUAUGGUAGCUUCUCUUGAAGGACACAAGAAGGAUCUAAAAGGGAUUGCACUUCCUACGGGUUCAGAUAAACUCUUUUCCGCCAGUAGCGAUGGUACAUUGCGCAUAUGGGACUGCCACACUGGCCAGUGUGUUCAUUCAACCAACCUCCAGGCAGAAGCAGGGUCUCUAAUCAGCGAAGGAUCAUGGGUUUUCCUUGGCUUGCCAAAUGCUGUAAAGGCUUUUAACGUUCAAACCAGUAAAGAGUUGCAUCUUAACGGGGUGGUUGGUCAGGUCCAUGCUAUCACUGUUGCAAAUGGAAUGCUUUUUGCUGGGACAAGUUCUGGUAGCAUAUCUGUCUGGAAAAUUACUGACAUCGAGUCUGAACCUUUCACAUACCUCACAUCUCUCGAGGGACAUCAUAGUGGCCAAGUCACGUGUUUUAUUGUUGGAAGAGAGCGACUUUACUCUGGCUCUGUGGACAAAACAAUAAAGGUGUGGGAUCUCAACACACUGGAAUGUACAAUGACCUUGAGGCAACAUACGGACACUGUCACGUCGCUCUUAUGUUGGGAUCAGUUUCUGUAUUCGUCUUCAUUGGAUGGAACAAUAAAAGUAUGGGCUUGUUCUGAAGAUGGCAGUUUUAAAAUCGUGGAUACGCGUAGACAAGAACAGAGCGUGCAUGCUCUUUGUGGGAUGAACGACGGAGAGGUCAAACCGAUCAUGUUCUGCUCUUACCAAAACGGGACAGUCAGCAUCUACGAUCUACCAUCUUUUAAAGAAAGAGGAAAGAUGUUCUCGACGCACACCAUCGGCACACUCACAAUUGGGCAUGACGGACUCUUAUUCAGUGGAGACAAGAGUGGGAAGCUGCGUGUUUGGAACUUAGCUGCCACCAAAGUUUAGCAAUAUUGAUUUAAUAUGUACUUGAGAUAGCAUGAGUUAACAGAGAGAGAGAGCUUCUUUUGUAAUGCCUCGGGGAUAUUGUAAAAAAAUCAGUAAAGUAAAUUGAAUUUCAAAACUCUCUUACUACAUAUACUUGAAAUGGUAUACGCUCUUAUUUUCAUCGUUCAAA
This is a messenger RNA of Thlaspi arvense, 1631 nucleotides long. The record is from the annotation of a GenBank genome assembly. Lineage: Eukaryota; Viridiplantae; Streptophyta; Magnoliopsida; Brassicales; Brassicaceae.